Molecule: messenger RNA, 1796 nt
Organism: Bradysia coprophila
Lineage: Eukaryota; Metazoa; Arthropoda; Insecta; Diptera; Sciaridae
Biological process (GO): sensory perception of smell; detection of chemical stimulus involved in sensory perception of smell
Cellular component (GO): plasma membrane
Molecular function (GO): odorant binding; olfactory receptor activity
Source: RefSeq, a predicted model, not a curated record
UGUUCAACAAUCUCGUCAGCAACAAUAUUGUACGCAGUGAGGAAAUUCGAUGAACGUAUUGAACUUCGAAUUUAUUAAAUUUAUUCUAAAUUUGCCGGGAGUCGUACAUUGAUUGUUUUUUUUUGAAAUUCACAAAAAUACUGCAGUGUUAUGCCAAAACAACGUGUCGCAUUUGUGUCUUGGCUAUUAAGGAGCUUUGUGUUCCACUGAAAUCUACUUUUCCAGUGGAUUUCUAAGGAAGCCCAGAGCUAACGAAAGCUUUUCAAUACACAAAAAGCAUGAGCUUACGUUGUUUUGACUUAAGACGGCAGAACAGUUCAUCGGCAUUUCUGACCUCCUACGAAAAAUAACGCGUAAUUCAUUUAGAAUCAAGCAGUGAGGGAAACGACGUAACCAUGACAGAUGCAAAACAUAUUUUGAUAAAGUUCAAAGAGAGGAUUUUCAAGAAGGACGAAAAAGAAAUUGGAACAGCUCUCGAUAGCAUGAAUAGAAUUAUGAAGUUUAUCAACUUCUUUGCACAAAUUCCGGGUCUACGCUUCACGGAUGGUUGGAAAAAAAGUUAUAAAAUUCUGAACGCUGCCUUCAUGAACUUCUUAGCGCUGGCUCUUGGUAUCUACAGCCUGUAUGUUACUUUUCCGUCAACGGAUAACAUCAUUUUGGUGGGUGGUUUAGCCUGCAUUACAACGGUCUCGACCAAAUUAGCUUGUGUAACUCGUAACCACGACAAAUUCAUGUCAGUGUUGAAAUUCAUUUUCAAAGUGUUUAAAACCAAUUCGUCCGGGCCGCGAGAGCGCAUCCUCAUGGAUAUAACGAAGAAGAUACACUAUCAUUUGAAAAUUAACAUUCUCGGUUUUGUGGCCGGAUUUUUUUGCUACUCAGCCUACCCGUUUUAUGAUUGUAUUUUCAACGGCCAGUUGACGCUACCUUCUCCAGUUUUAGUACCUGGCGUCAAUCCAAACCAUCUUCGAGGUUUCUUCAUUACCAACUUAGUCAACAUGGUUAUAAUGCUCUUUUGUAUUACUAUUUGCAUUGCAACGAGUUCAUUAUUCUUCGUGUUUGUUGAUGCAUACUAUGGCCUUGUUUCUUUAAUCGAACACGAUUUCGAAACGUUUGACAAGAUGUGUGCACAGGAGGCAAGCAGUAGGACAAAAGAUGUGUACUUUCGAAAUAUAAUGAUGGGAUUAAUGGAUCUAGCAAGAUUUAAUUCCUAUAUGAAUGAGCUGUACGGUCUCAUAUCAACUGUACAAAUUACAGUAUCUUAUAUAGUGGUGGUAUGCUGUGCAGCCGCAUUUUUGGCAUUUUCUUACGGGAGCGGCCUUGGGGGCUGUGUUUCUUUUUACACUGAGCUGUUAAUAUUCUGUUACAUGGGACAACUGCUGGACAACAUGAAUAAGCGUAUAGUUACGGUAAUUUGCAACGCAAAGUGGUACACAUACGAUGUAAAAUAUCAAAAGGACAUGAUGAUGGUCUUGUAUACAGUCCAAAAUAUGCAGCCAAUUCUCCUUGGCAACAUGUUUCCGCUUAACUUUCACACGGGUCUAAGGAUAACCAACAACAUAUAUUCUUUGAUCAUGUUUAUGGUGGAAAUGUUUAACUAAUUUGCUUACAACGAGGCUCAGGAGAAGUUCACAGAUAAUGGUGUCAUCACCACUAAAGAGUAGCGGAACUUGAGAAAAUGGGACAAGUCGUAUUGUAGAUGUAGGUAUAGGAAAUAUGUGAACGCAGGGGUCGAAAAUCUUGAAAUAUUAAUUCCACAACUCCACGACAGUACAUUCUUUAAUUGUUAUUUAUAGUGG